AUGGUGGCACCUUCCACUUUGGCCGCUCACUUGGUAGGCCUCGCUGUGCUGCUGGCGUUUCGCCUCGCGAAACGCCGCAAGAAGCCCGAGAGCUCGGCCUCCGCUGAACGGCAGGAGGGCGCGGUGCAGUGGCAGCUGCACCCCAGCUGCUUCUUCCGGCCUGAGGCCGAGCCAGCUCGACAGCUGGGAGUGUUGGCGGCGCGUUUCCUCCGCGCCGAACGUGGUGGAUUUUUAUCGGUACUGGAGCUGUUCGCUGGCAGUGGGCUGCGCGCGGCACGCUAUUUGGUGGAAGGUGGUGCGGAUUUCGUCUGGGCGAACGAGGCCAACCAGGAGGUCUACCAGGCCUUGGUCGCCAACGUGGCGGGCGUUGGGAACGGCAACGGCUUCCAGGGGCCCACGGGAUGCGAUGAUCUGCUGCCGGAGUGGGCCGCCCCUGCGAGGUCCUGGUCGCUUCAGCCGACUGUGCCGUUGCACGGCUGUGAAGGUGGUGCUGCGCCCGGCUGGCGCCAGCUGGGAACUGCCGACAAAGAUUCGGGCUCGGAGGCCCGUGGAUGGCGCGUGACGCAUUGGGAGGCGAGAGCUUUGUUGGGCUAUUGUAUAGCGAUUCAUCGGCAAUUCGACCUGGUGGAUGUCGAUGCCUUCGGUUCUUGGGGCCAUUUGAAAGAUGCCUUGGAGGUGGUGAGACCAGGCGGGCUGCUGUACCUCACGGCCACGGGCCUCACGGCAUGGAAACCUAGCAGGUCCUUCCGUCGCUUGGGGAUGCGGGGUCGAUGCCCACCACAGGAGACAUUGCAUGACCAGAUGUGUCGCGCCUUGGUCUGGCACACGGUAACCCUGGCGGACCACGUGAGUUUGGUGGCGGAGCCACUCUUUACGCUCUACCGGCCGGACGGUGACGUCUACCGCGUGAUGUUCCGCGUGACGCGACGCGUUGGCGAAAGUCGCCUCGCGCCGCAGAUGCUGGGGCUCUGCCGUGCCUGCAAUGGCCUGCUGGGUCCAUUCGAGGAGGACCUCGUCCUAGGUGUCCAUCGGCCAUCUUGCGAUUGUGGUUCCUCCGAAGUAGCGUUUUGGGGUCCUGUUUGGACCGGCCAGCUACAAUCAGACGAUUUCCUUCAGCAGUUGGAGCGAGUCGCAGAAGGUUCCUACCAGCCGCUCCACGAUCUGCGGCGCGAGGCCUUCGUUGUGUCGACCAAGCCCUGGACGCUGCGACUGGCAGAGGUGGCCCGGCGCGCGCAGCGGCCGCCGGUGAAGAUGGAGAAACUCUUGCAGGCGUUGCGCUUCGCAGGGCAUACUGCGACGCGAGUGCAGCUGGGCCCUGUACCUUGGCUGUGCCCCAGUCAUGGUAGGUAUUGGGCUCUUUGCUGGGAGAUGCUGACCACACUUCCAAUCACCAAAGUCCUCUCCAACCUCACGCCAAGCCGCAAAGAGCACAGAGGUCUGUUUUGCCAGCGCCACAACGCGGAAGAGCUCCAAUGGCUCAGGUUAGGUCGCGGAGCGAUCACACUGGGCUGCGAUGCUGCCGCAGAGGUCGCAGGAGCGAUCGCACUGGGCUGCAAUGCUGCCGCAGAGGUCGCAGGAGAGAUCACACUGGGCUUAGAAGCCGAGCCAGCAGCAGAAGGCACAAAGUGA
Cladocopium goreaui is the source of this 1629-nucleotide messenger RNA. The record is from the annotation of a GenBank genome assembly. Lineage: Eukaryota; Dinophyceae; Suessiales; Symbiodiniaceae.